AUGCACCUAAAAUCUAAUCACAGCGCGCCUGUACUCAUCGACCCCAUGAACAAAUCAAGAUUAGGACUUUAUGAUGCUCUGCUUCCAUACUCUUCGGGAGCAGUCUUCUCUCCUGGCCUUUUUCUGACAGUCACGUGGAAAAAGCCUGGUGUACAUUGUGACGUUCGUUCAACUAGUUCGUUGGAUGCAAUGCAAUCCUCAUCUCCCACUCAUAGGAAACUAAAGAUAGAUUCUGGAAUUGAUAUUUCAUCAAAUGAUGUGGCUGUUGCUUAUGGCAAUUGGAUGCUCAAGUAUCCAUCCGCACUUACCUCCUUUGACCAUAUCAUAAACAAUGCAAAGGGAAAGAGGAUAGCGUUGUUUCUUGAUUAUGAUGGAACUCUAUCCCCGAUUGUGGACAACCCUGAUCUUGCCUUCAUGUCUGAUGCAAUGCGCACUGCUGUGAAAAAUGUGGCAAAAGACAUCCCGACAACAAUCAUCAGUGGGAGAAGUCGUGUGAAGGUACACGAGUUUGUAGGAUUGCGAGAACUCUAUUAUGCUGGUAGUCACGGGAUGGACAUAAUGGGUCCUGUUCGGCCUCCUAAUGAUCAUAUGGAUGAUAUUAUUUGGUGCAGUGGCAAUGAGGGUGAAGAAGGUAACUUGUUCCAGCCUGCUAGUGAAUUUCUACCAAUGAUCAAUGAAGUUUUUACAUCCCUUGUUGAAAUAACCAAAGACAUAAAAGGAGCAAAAAUUGAGAACAACAAGUUCUGUAUUUCUGUACACUACCGCAAUGUGGAUGAGAAGAGUUGGCCGACAAUUGCGCAAUAUGUCCAAGACAUUCUGAAACACUAUCCACAUUUACGAUUAACACAUGGGAGAAAGGUUUUAGAGGUUCGACCUGUGCUUAAGUGGGACAAGGGAAAGGCUGUUGAGUUCUUGCUUGAGUCGCUUGGCUUUGGUGAUUGUGAUGAUGUGUUCCCGAUCUAUGUGGGGGAUGACAGGACUGAUGAGGACGCAUUCAAGGUUUUAAGAGAGGGUGGUCGGGGUUUUGGGAUCUUGGUGUCUUCAGCCCCCAAAGAAAGCAGUGCCUUUUACUCCCUCAGGGAUCCAUCAGAGGUGAUGGAAUUUCUGAAAGCUCUGGUUAUACUAGCCAGAGGGCGACUGGAAGAGCAGGAAACUUUUGAUUGA
Messenger RNA from Cynara cardunculus var. scolymus (artichoke), 1164 nucleotides. Its product is annotated as probable trehalose-phosphate phosphatase F. Gene Ontology annotation, biological process: trehalose biosynthetic process. NCBI's taxonomy places the organism in Eukaryota, Viridiplantae, Streptophyta, Magnoliopsida, Asterales, Asteraceae. The coding region runs from base 1 to 1164 and encodes 387 amino acids. The record is from RefSeq and is a predicted model, not a curated record. Gene Ontology annotation, molecular function: trehalose-phosphatase activity. The transcript has 13 exons.